GCGCAUGCGCGUGUAAAGUAUACGUCAGCUCUUCUCCAUUAACCGUCUUCUCAGAGCUACGUGGCCCUCACUCCUCGGACUGUCUUCUCGUCAAACACGACCUCAGACUCGCCUAAACACCAUGGAUCAGGUAAUGCAGUUUGUUGAGCCCAGCCGGCAGUUCGUCAAAGACUCAAUAAGGCUCGUAAAAAGAUGCACAAAACCCGACAGAAAAGAAUUCCAGAAAAUUGCCAUGGCCACAGCGAUUGGGUUUGCCAUCAUGGGCUUCAUCGGCUUCUUCGUCAAACUCAUUCACAUCCCCAUCAACAACAUCAUUGUUGGUGGUUAAAUCCUGGUCAAACAAGAACACAAACUGCAAAACCCGGGGACAGGAGACGAUGGUGAAAAGUGUUUAUGGGGCUGGUGUGACAGGGGACUGAAGGGAUGGCAUUUUUACAUUCUGUGCACAACAUUUAUAUUUCGCUGUGUAAAUAAAACAAUGGAAACCCACA
Molecule: messenger RNA, 491 nt
Organism: Thunnus maccoyii (southern bluefin tuna)
Lineage: Eukaryota; Metazoa; Chordata; Actinopteri; Scombriformes; Scombridae
Gene: sec61g
Product: SEC61 translocon subunit gamma
Exons: 4
Coding region: 122-328 (68 amino acids)
Biological process (GO): post-translational protein targeting to membrane, translocation; protein targeting
Cellular component (GO): Ssh1 translocon complex; membrane
Molecular function (GO): transmembrane protein transporter activity
Source: RefSeq, a predicted model, not a curated record